This is a messenger RNA of Sardina pilchardus (European sardine), 3727 nucleotides long. RefSeq names its product metalloproteinase inhibitor 3-like. The coding region runs from base 133 to 765 and encodes 210 amino acids. Gene Ontology annotation, biological process: response to hormone; negative regulation of membrane protein ectodomain proteolysis; response to cytokine. Gene Ontology annotation, cellular component: extracellular matrix. Lineage: Eukaryota; Metazoa; Chordata; Actinopteri; Clupeiformes; Clupeidae. The record is from RefSeq and is a predicted model, not a curated record. The transcript has 5 exons. Gene Ontology annotation, molecular function: metalloendopeptidase inhibitor activity; protease binding.
GCCAGUGACAGCCCGAGCUUGUCUAGAGACAACCAAGUGAGAGGGAACUUAAGCAACUACGGGAAGGAUCCGACGCCGAAACUUUGACUUUGUAUCCGAGGAAGUUUUGCCACGUGUAGAAUAAGCGCAAGCAUGAAGUCCAUGUACCACCAGCUGUUAAGUCUUCUCUUCGUCCUCGGCAGCCUGCAGAUCAACCAGUUGACAGAGGCUUGCUCGUGCGCACUGUCGCACCCACAAGAGGCGUACUGCAACUCAGAUAUAGUGAUCCGUGCCAAGGUCGUGGGCAAAAAGCUGUUGAAGGAUGGCCCCUUCGGCACCAUGAGAUACACCAUUAAACAGAUGAAGAUGUACAAAGGCUUUGAGAAAAUGCAACACGUCCAACACAUCUACACCGAUGCUUCAGAGAGCCUCUGCGGAGUGAAGUUCGAAAUCAACAAAUACCAGUACCUGAUCACAGGCCGCGUCUUUGAUGGAAAGGUCUACACCGGCCUGUGCAACUUCAACGAGCGUUGGGAGCGCCUCUCCCUGGCCCAGAAGAAGGGCAUCAACCACCGCUACCAGCUGGGCUGCAACUGCAGGAUUAAACCCUGUCACUACCUGCCAUGCUUUGUGACCUCAAAGAACGAGUGCCUGUGGACGGACAUGCUGUCCCACUUCGGCUACCCCGGCUACCAGUCGAGACACUACUCCUGCAUUCAGCAGAAGGAGGGCUACUGCAGCUGGUAUCGGGGGAUGACCACACGCGACAACACCACCGACCCUUAAAAACCCGUAACCCCCACGCCGCCGAAAUUCACCCCCCCCCCUUCUUCCAACCCCACCUUGCCUUCCCAUCCCACUCUCCGACCCUCAUUUUUCCCAACAUACUCCCAACAAUGCAUCCUCUCACCACCACCACCACCACCACCACCACCACCAAUAGAGCGAUUGAUGUAUGUGGGACUUAACUCUUGAUCCAAGUAAGCAGUGCCUGAUAUCUGCAGUAGUAGCAGUUUUGAUAUAGACCGUACCCUUUACCUGACACACUGUACAUUUCCAACUUGCUCAAAUCCCUCAAUCUGCAUGCUUCUGUGACACCCCCACCCCCUCCCAGCACACACACACACACACACACUUGAGAAGACAACAUCCCUUGACACUCCCCCCUUAAGAGAGAAAGGAGUACACUUUUAGGUUUGGAGGUCUUUCUUCAUAAUGGAAAUAUGUCUCAGAACAUAUAUGUAAUGUUAUGUAAAAAACCCGUACAUUAGGUUAAAGGGUAAUUCAUAGCCUUACAAAAGCAUAAGACAGGAGAGACUUCUGACAUCAUGUAUAUCUUCAUUAGUGAGUCCCAAUAACGCAUCGUCACUAUUGAGAGAGCAGUGUUAACGGUGAGGUAUGAUUGUAAGACCCAUGCCUCGUCAAUUUGUCAAAAAAAUAUUUUUGUUUAAGUCAGAUGUAUUGGUAUUUAAUUGUUUUGAAUGAUAUAAGUUUAUAUGUACGUAUAGACAUGUGUGCAUCUGUUCAGUGUAUUGUGUAAAGUAUUUAUGAUUUAUCAAAUUCUGCCACCCUUUUUGUGCUGUAGAGUUCAGCAAUUUAUCCAUAACCAAAUCCACAGAAAACUGUAUAUGUACUCUAUCACUAAUAUUCAAUUGAGUUUCUAAUCCUCCAAACUGUAAACAAAACAUAUGGGAGUCAGAUUAAACUUUAUAGCACAAAUAGAGGGAAUUAUAUAUAUUCAAAUUACAAAGACAUUGUUGCAAUGUAAUUUUAUUGCUGUUUGAUAAGCUACAAAAAUAUGAAUGCUGCCAUGACUGAAAAUUUCCCAUCAAGCUUACAUUUCCCAAAUCGAACAUAUAAGAAAACAAUGACUCUGUAUCCCAAUAUAUGGUUUUACUAAGGUAAAACUAUUUUAACAAACUCCUCCAUCAAUAUCUGAAUGUGUCUUGACAGGCUGGAAGUAGAUGUGAUAUCACGCAGUGAUAAAAUGUCCUUAAAAUGAAACCAACAGAAGCACUGCUUUAACUCCGGGCUCAUGUUUUGACCUGCUGAUUUCUCCAGCGGAACGAUCUGUUUAUGUUAUGAUCAACAGAUAUAGCAAUCUGAUGUUUUAAACCAGGUGGACAAAUUCAUGGCUCCACUCAGAAACCAAAUUCCCCAUGCACUGAAUCUACCACAAAAAGUGUCAGUGUUGACUUCUAUUAUGUUCAGUUUGUGGAAAGUGGUAUUGAAUUAUUAUUAAUGUAUAUGUGAAAAUCAUGCCCUGUGACACACACACAUACACAACAAAUCUGAAAAAGACAAAUGCCCACAACUGAAUCGCAGAGGAUACUUGCAAUUUAUUUUUUUUUAUUUCAGCAACAACUGAUUGCCAUGUCUGUAUUUUUGUAUUAGUUUUCAGUGGUGGUACUUCUGUCUUUCAUAAAUUCUGCUUUGGUACUACCAUGAGGUUUUUUCUUCUGAUAAUAAUCCACAAAACAGUAAUUUCUUCAAUAGCGUUACAGUAAAUCAUGUCAAAAACGCUCAAAUCACUGAACGCAACUGGCCUCACAAUUUGAGAGGUUUUUGACGGUAUCUUCGGUCCAUUCCCUUGCAAGAGUGAGAUUUCUUAGGACGAGAGAUGACUAGACUGCUUUGUACAGCACCGAUGCUGCCAUGCCCAUUUGUGUGCUUAAGAUGGGUUCAAGGCCAUAUUUCAGACAUUUCACAUUUGUGCAAUUCUUUACAGUCACUUAAAAUCCAUUUAAUUUAUAUUACACUGCCGCAUAACUUAUGGAAGACAUACUCUCUUUCAUACUGUAUGUAUAGGGCCUGUUGUAUUUAAGAACAGUAACAGCAGUGGAGAUGUCGCUUCAAAGAGAAGCACCUACUCUGCCUCAGCAGAGUUGAGUGGCUCUGAAUGUCUCGACAAAUAUUCGGUCUAAAUAGACCUGCCAGGCCAUUUAGUUUUGACCUCUCCCUUGAGAAGAUGUGCGUAACUGCCCUGUCAGAUCCAGCUGACAGUCACUGAUAACUUCUUUAGGAUCUGGAAGCAGUUUAGACAGUCUCCAGACCUCAAGUGCAGCAGCUGGGCUUUGAUACAAAUGGCCUCGUUUCCCACAACGUGAUAACGAUAAGUCAAAAAAGUCGCAAAACACUCCAACAACGCCUCCAUAUUCAGACCUACCACUGUGCCUGUGCGCACACACGCUGAUUGAUGAACACUGCACACACACACACACACAUUUGGUCCAGGCCUACUUUCAAAGCUCCUGGGGUACGAGGGGUGUUUGUUCCAGUGACACUGUAAUCAGCCAUCUGGUUGUAGAUUAAAGCAUCUUUGCUCUUGUCUAGACGCUAGCAUCUGUUCCUCUCUCGUCCUGUGUAGUGGUUUCAUCUAAAGACCAUCUUAAGUGAGACCACCUCACAAGAAAAUGAAGUAUCUCAGUCUAUUUUGUUUUGUUUUGUUUUGUUUUCUUUAUCAUUUGUUUCUUGCUUUUGUUUUUGUUUGUUUGUCUGUUUGUUUUCUAUUUUAUUUCAUCUUUGUGUAAAUAUACUGCUUAACAGAAGAAUGCACCAUGGUAAAGGUAAAACUGUCUGUUUUUUUUGGAAAACGAAACAGUGAGUAUAGAUGGGAAUUAUGUACAGUGCAUUGAGAGUGAAACACACUGAUUCCUAAAGAAACAACAGAUAUCGUGUAGGCUUACAGAUUGUUUUACUUUUAAUUUCUGUGUUUUAUAUUUUUAUAAUAAAGAUUUAAUUAAAAAUG